UGCGAGGCGGCUCGUGGACGGCGCUUGUGUUUUGGUUUGUCAGUGAACACUUAGCUUUGCUAUCUUACCUGGGAACAAUUAAAGCUCGAAACGCACGUACAACGUAGUGCAUUUUUAUAUCUUUACGAUUUUUAACAUUGCGGCUUGAUACAAACAUGUGAAAAAAGGAUGUAAAAGUGAAUCGCCGUGUCUGUGGAAUUGAUGAGAAACGUAUUUGUCGAUUCUAUAGCAGAAAGUAUUAGCGUGUUGCUAGCGCGGCUGUGUCCCAAAUAACGUCGCUACCCAAGUCAAGUGCACUAGGUAGUCUGUAAGCCGCCGUUUAUUGUGCUUACACGUUAAGUGCACAUAUAAAGGGAGUUAGCAGGGAUUUGGAUUUCGGCCUGAAGGCUCGCUCAUGCCCUUCGAAGACGCUUUUUGGAGCUCAGUGAUCCUGGACUGGCUUUUCUCUCACUCCAGCUUGUCUUUUCUUCCCUUCAUGAUGAUGAUGAUUUUAAUAUUUGCUGCCUUCAUGGUCGCCUUUGUCCUGUUUCUCUACAUGAUCUCGCCUUUAAUAAGCCCCAAACCGCUCAAACUCAGCGGGGCCCAUGUUGUGGUGACUGGAGGCAGCAGUGGGAUUGGGAAGUGCAUAGCCAUGGAGUGCUACAAACAAGGAGCCUUCAUCACACUGGUGGCGCGUGAUGAGGGUAAACUGGUGCAGGCGAAGAAGGAGGUGGAGAAGUGUGCAGUGAACGAUAAACAGGUGGUGCUCUGCAUCUCAGUGGACGUGUCCAAGGAUUACAGCCAGGUGGAGAGUGUGCUCAAACAGGCUCAGGAGAAGCUCGGGCCAGUGGACAUGCUGGUGAACUGUGCAGGGACGUCUGUGUCUGGGAAGUUUGAGGAGCUUGAGGUCCAACACUUCCAGAGUCUGAUGGAGGUGAACUACCUAGGUAGUGUUUACGCCACACGGGCCGUCAUCAGUAACAUGAAGGAGCGGCGGAUGGGUCGCGUGGUGUUCGUGUGUUCUCAGGCAGGACAGCUUGGAUUGUUCGGAUACACGGCGUACUCCGCAUCUAAAUUCGCCCUGCGCGGCCUCGCUGAAGCUCUGCAGAUGGAGGUGAAGCCAUAUAACAUCUACGUGACGGUGUCCUACCCCCCCGACACGGACACGCCGUCUUUAGCCGUAGAAAACAAGAUGAAGCCUCUAGAGACAAAGUUGAUCUCAGAGACAUCUGGAGUGUAUCAGCCGGAGCAGGUGGCUAAAGUCAUUGUUAAAGAUGCUGUGCAGGGGAACUUCAGCAGCUCAGUGGGUCCUGACGGCUACAUGCUGUCUGCGCUCACCUGCGGCAUGUCCCCUGUCACGUCCAUCACAGAGGGGCUGCAGCAGAUCGUGACCAUGGGGCUGUUCCGCACCAUCGCACUAUUCUACCUGAGCAGCUUCGACAGCAUUGUGCGCCGCUGUAUGAUCCAGAGGGAGCAGAACAAAGCUUCUGACAAGACGAAGUAACAGCCAUCACUCCACCAUCACUGCUCAUCCUCAACACACACACACACACACACACACACGCGGGACGGGAAGGAUGAGCUGCUUACCUGUCAAAUGUGUCCUCAUCUCCACGCUCCGCCGUGUGUGUGUGUGUUAGAUCUUCCCACAACCCAGCUCAUAACACACACGUCUCUAUUUUGUCCUGGUCAGCAGGGGCGGAGUUUAAGCUACGUUUGCCCAGUUUGUAAGAGCUAACGGUUAAUUUUCCAGCUAUCGGACGUUUAUUAUCCAAAUCUAGCUCAAAUAAGCUAACUACAGUAGUUAGCAGGCUAACACCGCGUUCAGGUACUUGGCUAAGAGUUUUAGUAAUUUAGCUAGAUAUUUAACCUCAGCUGCUUGAGAACUUGAUGUAUUGCAUAAGUCUGCACUGAGCUAGCAUUAGCUUUCCUGUGUUUACAGUCUGUUGUUACACAGUUUGCUAAAACCGCUAGCAAACUAGUUAGUGAUUAGAACUCAGCCAAGCACUUUACCGUAAACAAUCAUCUGUUCAGUCCUUCACCAAGCUCUAGGCUUCUGUACUGCAAACAAAUCUGUCAGUUAUUAUUAUGUCUGUCAUUAGGCUAACUUAAGUGCUAAGCGCUAAUGUCAGGUCACAUGAUCAGUUUAGCUUUAGCUCCGCCCUCGUCGAACCCUGUAGUAAUUUUAUCUUAUGAUCCUUGUAAGUAGAUUAUCUUUGCGGGCGAAGAUAAACUUUUGUUGUUCCUCCGUCUGACUCACUUUCCCCAUCAUUGUAGACUCUUUGUAAAGAAAAAGAAAACAACAUUUCCUGAACUGCGUAUGCCAUUUUGCCUUACCAUCGAUUCUGUGUGCAGGUCCUGAUUGACACUCGCUGGUUUGAGUAUCAGUUUCUGUCCCUUAGCUAACAGGAAGCGCUAGCGUGAUUAGCCCUGACCUGGAAGGGGAAUAAAAACUAAAAAAAAAGGAAGAGGACAAGUUUAUUGUGUUUUAUCAGGAAUCUCCUUAAAUACAGGAUGGCUCUGUGCGCUCAACCUGAGAGACUCCCUGUCUUUCGGUCUUUCUAACGUGCCCUUGUUCAUUCACGGCUAGCAGGAAAACGCUCAAUGUUGAACUGGCUUCCUCUGAGAAUUUCUGUUAGGUUAUGUUACCAUGCUGACUUCUACAAAGCACGUUAACCAGCUAGCAGCGAACCACCAUUAUCAUUGUUGACUUUUUCUUAAGUGUGUAGCGAUUAGCAGGAACACGAUUGACGUCAUACCGACUUGUGCGUAACUAGCUAACCAGCUAGCAUGCUAAAUGACUGCCUUGCUAACUAUUUAGCAUGUUAAAAACACCUUAGGAACAAAUUCACCCCUGAAGCACUUUCCUAGGAGACGGACACUUGGGUUUCUGCUACUGACUAGCGGAAAUCUCUGAGGAACAGCUGCAUUAAACUGCUUACUAGUCAGACAAACUGAGUUUCACAGAAGAGCUGAAACAUUAAAGAAAACUUUCUAAUAAGUGCAAGACGUCAUCGUGAUUCGGUGGCACAGUUUCGUGCUAACGUUAUUAGGUACCGUUUAGCGAUUCAGCUACGCAGGAGACAUUUUAAAGCCUUAAUGAACGAUCACUUCGCCCAGAUUUCGCAUGUGUCACGGUCUCCUUGUGAGCGGCUGCGGUAUUCCGUUUAUUCACUGCGUUUCUGAUUUUUUUUUUUUGCAAUUUGAUGCACCUUAUGUAUGAAAGUGAGGACGCAUGAGUCGCAGCGAUGAUGUUCUCAUUUGACUCCGGCUGGAGACUCGUUUAAAGUUAAUCAGCGCUCGUUUGAAAAAGCUAACACAAGUUUUUCCGAUAAUCAGUUAUUCAGCUCUUGCAGUUUUCCCAUCGUACGCAGUUCUGACUACACACAAGCGUAAACACCGCCGCGAAGAAAGCCGCGCUGCUCGCGUCGGAUUCCGUGCUCCAUCAGCUCACGCCUACUUCCAAGCAACGAUCCUUCUCUUCCAUCUCGAAAGCUAUGCAAACGAAGCACGUGUCCGUUUAAAACCGCCUCCACCUUCAAGCUAGACUUCGCUCUUUUCUGCUCGUUUGAUGUUCGUUUGGAUGUUCAGUUCACAUCAUUUCUCAGUCAUUUAAGUAACGUGAAACCAGCUCGGACACAUUCCACUCGUCUUUCCGUUUCUUUGACAAACCUGUAAAAGAAAAUUAAGUAUCACCUUGUGUGCCAUUAAAAAAAAAUUGUUGCAUUGUGUUAAUUUCUUACAUUAUCAAAUAAAACCGUUUGAGAGUUA
Molecule: messenger RNA, 3750 nt
Organism: Tachysurus fulvidraco (yellow catfish)
Lineage: Eukaryota; Metazoa; Chordata; Actinopteri; Siluriformes; Bagridae
Gene: kdsr
Product: 3-ketodihydrosphingosine reductase
Exons: 10
Coding region: 395-1483 (362 amino acids)
Biological process (GO): sphingolipid biosynthetic process
Cellular component (GO): endoplasmic reticulum membrane
Molecular function (GO): 3-dehydrosphinganine reductase activity
Source: RefSeq, a predicted model, not a curated record